Messenger RNA from Elgaria multicarinata webbii, 2352 nucleotides. It is a transcript of the gene ARID3A, whose product is annotated as AT-rich interaction domain 3A. Gene Ontology annotation, cellular component: nucleus. The record is from RefSeq and is a predicted model, not a curated record. The coding region runs from base 1 to 1821 and encodes 606 amino acids. Gene Ontology annotation, biological process: regulation of transcription by RNA polymerase II. NCBI's taxonomy places the organism in Eukaryota, Metazoa, Chordata, Lepidosauria, Squamata, Anguidae. Gene Ontology annotation, molecular function: DNA binding. The transcript has 8 exons.
AUGAAGCUGCAGGCGGUGAUGGAGAAUUUGCAGCGGCAGCAGCGUGCCCGGCUGCAGCAGGAGAGGGAGGCACGGCAGCAGCAGCAGCAGCAGCUGGAGCAGCCCCAGGGGAGCCUACAGCCCCCUCCAGCGCCUACUCAGACCGCUGCCCUGCCGACCUCCGGGGCUGCCGCCCUGUCCUGCGGCCGCAGCCAAAAUCCUCUCCCUUCUGAGGAGGUGGGGGAGCCUGAGAGCCCUGGGAUCCAGAGGGCACAGAUGGCGGCAUUGGCAGCCAUGCGGGCAGCAGCUGCCGGCCUCAGUCAGUCACCCAGCCCGGUAGUGUCAGAGGACAGCCAUUCCUCGGAAGAAGAGGAAGAGGAGGAGCCAGGAGGUGGCGAGGAGGAGGAGGAAGAGGACGGCGAUUACCUACAGGAAGGAGGCUCAGAGGAAGAGGAGGAUAUGAAGGGCAAAUGGGGUGAGGAUUUCGAAGAAGAUGUGGAGGAGGAAGAUUAUGAAGAGGAUGAAGAAAUGGCGGAGGAAGGACUUGGCUCCGGAGAGCCGGCCAGGUCGGGUCCGGGGGCCCCACUCCUUCGGAAACAGCAGCCCCCUCAGCAGUACAGAGGGGAGCCUUCCAGGCUACUUGGAGUCCAAGAGCGGCUCUCUUCUGGGAUAGCCCACCAAGGCUUGUCACAGCUGCAGGCCCAGGGCCUGGACCACGGGGACUGGACGUACGAGGAGCAGUUCAAGCAGUUGUACGAACUUGACGGAGAUCCCAAAAGGAAGGAGUUCCUUGAUGACCUCUUCAGUUUUAUGCAGAAACGAGGGACACCUGUGAACCGAAUCCCCAUCAUGGCCAAACAGGUGCUCGACCUCUACAUGUUGUACGUCCUGGUAACGGAGAAAGGCGGCCUGGUGGAGGUGAUCAACAAGAAGCUAUGGAGGGAGAUCACCAAGGGUUUGAACUUGCCCACCUCCAUCACCAGCGCAGCCUUCACGCUGCGCACUCAGUAUAUGAAGUACUUGUACCCGUACGAGUGUGAGAAAAGAGGACUGAGCAACCCCAACGAACUUCAGGCCGCCAUCGACAGCAACCGGCGGGAAGGCCGCCGGCAGGGGUUCAGCGGCUCAAUCUUUACUUACUCCCCUAGCGGCACUCACAGCAUGCUCUCUUCCCCCAAACUUCAAGUACCCCCCUUGGGAAUGGCCUCGGCCACCAACGGCAGCCCCAUCAUCCCAGCUCCCAAAAUCAAGAAAGAGGAAGAUUCUGCGAUCCCCAUCGCGGUCCCCAGCCGCCUGCCCGUCUCGCUGGCGGGCCACCCCGUCGUCGCUGCUCAGGCUGCUGCAGUGCAGGCGGCAGCCGCACAGGCCGCCGUGGCCGCCCAGGCCGCCGUGCUGGAGCAGUUGCGGGAGAAGUUGGAGUCUGGCGAGCCGCCGGAGAAGAAGAUGGCGCUCAUGUCGGACGAGCAGCAGCGCCUGAUGCAGCGGGCGAUCCAGCAGAACCUGCUUGCCAUGACCGCCCAGCUUCCCAUGAGCAUCCGGAUCAACAGCCAAGGGACGCGCUCUCCAGAAAAUCGCCAAGACUCUGCCGUGAACCUGGCCAUGAAUGGAACCAACAGCAUCAGCAUGUCAGUCGAAAUCAACGGCAUUGUGUAUACAGGUGUGUUGUUUGCCCAAACUCCAGGCACAUCUUCCUCGCUCAAUAAAGAAAACGCCAACAGCGGGCGGAGUUCUGGUGGCACUAGCGGUGGCACGGGCAGCCCAGCGGGCGGCACAGCAGCCGCUCCGCAGGCUGGCUUGCUCACUGCUCCAACUUCUACCUCAACCAACUCCUCGUCGCCUUAAACUCCUCGUCCUCGUCCUCAUCCUCCUCAUCUUCCAUGCCGCCAAAAUGAAGGCCCAGAUCAAAACGCUACGUUCAUAGAAGGCCCAGUUGGGAGUGAAGUCAAGCCUUGCCCACCCUCUGACAGCCCCAGAUGUCUACGCCUGAAUGGCACACUUGAAUAGGAAAUGCCUCAAUUUGGGGCGGCGGUGGGGGAAUCAGCAAUUAGAUUUGAUACAUGGAUGGCUUUGCCAUAUAUGGCACCCGCUCGUGGACAUCUAGGGUGUCAGAGCAGGCACUCUAGGAAGGUGUGAACUUGGCUCCCCCCAACACACACACACACACGCACGCACACAGCUUGCAGGGACCGGUUGAGAAAUGGUUUUGUCCAAGCUGCUACACAGAGAGAGAAAGAUCAUAUCACAUUGCUUCAACCUCAGCUUCUCACCAAAUACUGAACCAAACUUGUUGCUUAACUUUCCGUCGAGGGGGAAAGUUAAGCAUUUUGUGGAUGGGGGGGGGUAAGGUUUCUCCCCUCUUCCCCCCUCCCCUGA